AUGUUAAGGAAUUGUUUUCGGCCUGCCCGUGUCUGUUUGUUGUCAGCUAAAUAUGGCCUGGAAGGAUAUUUAGUGUACGCAGCGAGCCAGACGACCAUCAGCUGUUUUCAGUGCAGCGCGGGUCUGUUCGACUCUAUCACGUCUUCUAUUUCCGGGACCAACGCGUGUCUCGAAAAGGCCAACGACCCAAACACCACUGUGCCGACCGUCACCGGCUGCCCCGUUACGUCUAAAUGCUUCACCAAGCUCAAGACUAUCCUUGGCUACGCCCACGGUGUCGAGCGCGACUGCUGGGACGAUGAUGAUGAUACCUGUGACUCUGAGGUUAGCAGUGCCUGUGCCAACGCCGUCGGCACCGGGACCUGCAUCAAGUGCUGCAAUACGAACAGGUGCAACUCUGGCUUUGCCCAGCGGACCGGAGUACUGAACGGAGCAACCGGAGUGCACGGGUUCUCUGUGCUGGCCCUGCUGCCGGUCGCCGUUGCCAUGUUCUACUGAUGCCCCUGUCUCUAUUAUGCUCAUGGGGCUGCUAGUCGCAUAGCCUCUAUCAGGCCCCUUGGGCUGCUAGAAAAUUCCCAGAAGUUGUUUGAAUAGGGUGAACAAUGUGCCAGCGAAGUUAGACUGGGUAGACUCCACUAAUCUCCAAGCAGAUUCGGUAGGGCCUGUACCCAUUGGCCGCCCGUAUCCUACGUUGAAUACAGGCAGUCAAUGCCAUGGGUACAGGCGGCGAACAUAAAGUCACCUUACGUCACCGAAUCUGCUUGGAGCUUAGUGGAGUUCCACAUCAAGGGUUGUCAAUAUGUAACCCAAACGAAGGUACCGAGUAGCUCCUCUGGCAACGAGUCUGCCCUUUUUGACCAGUUUCUAGGAAUGUUUAGUUAACCUCCAACUCCAAGACAGUAACUUCAUACAUAAGAGCAACUUAGAUGUAUUGAAUUCCGAGCAGUUCUCUCACGUACCGCUAUGUGGCGCGCUUUCUUGUGAAGCAUGUCCUUUGGGAGAUCUUCGGAUUGUUGAACAGGGCAUGUGGAAGAUUUCAGUCUACUAUAGCGACGGUACAGUGACACUGCACUGCGCAUGCUAGCCUCCACCAGGCCUUUCUUAAGUUUUACGAAUAGUAUCAUUCGGCAAACAUGCAUAGUGUGAAUAAUUUGGCCACGGGAGUCAGUCCUACACUGGACAAACUUCCCUGGCAAAUUAUUGUCCGUGUGUGGCUAAAUUUUUAUAUUUUUUCAGCCCACGUAGUUAUUCUAGUGGAGACUGCUGCAUUAUGAGCAUUAUGAGUGAUAAUGACAACGCGUGUCCGUGAAAUUGCCUGCACUGUGCACACGCCACGAUGUUGUUGUUGCUUUGAUAAAUAAAUCGCUAGUAUUGGCUUUGUCAUGGUGAAUAAAAAGG
Branchiostoma belcheri (Belcher's lancelet) is the source of this 1398-nucleotide messenger RNA. RefSeq lists its product as uncharacterized. Lineage: Eukaryota; Metazoa; Chordata; Leptocardii; Amphioxiformes; Branchiostomatidae. The record is from RefSeq and is a predicted model, not a curated record. The transcript is spliced from 5 exons. The coding region runs from base 1 to 498 and encodes 165 amino acids.